AUGGAUAAUACAAAACACGUGCAUCUAGAUCCACAAGAAGCCAUAGAUCACAUACAAACACACCUUAUACAAAAAUCAUGCAUCCCCGCCAUCAAAAGCCUCCCCAUUGAUGAGGUUGUGCACAUAUACAAGCAAAUACUCAGAAUCAGAUACAUGGAGGAGCAGAUGAUCGACGAUUACAAAAAUGGGCUCAUUCGAGGGUUUUGCCAUCUCUCAGUAGGGCAGGAGGCGAUAUAUGCUGCCCUGGAAAAGGCUAGUAAAGACGACAUGGUUAUCUCCUCAUAUAGAUGCCAUGGCAUUGCAUAUGUCACUGGAUGCACCAUAUCUGAAAUAAUGGGUGAGGUGCUUGGAAGAGAAGCUGGCAUCUGUAAAGGAAAAGGCGGCUCUAUGCAUCUCUACAACAAGAAUUUCUUUGGCGGACAUGGCAUCGUAGGUGCUCAGGUCUCGCUUGGAUUAGGAAUAGCAUAUGCGCUGAAAUACCGCGCAUUUCAAAAGCCAGGCAUUCGCAAAGUUUGCUAUGCAUUCUACGGAGAUGGCGCUGCAAACCAAGGCCAAGUAUGCGAAUGCCUCAACAUGGCGUUGAUUUGGAAACUUCCUAUUGUGUUUGUGUGUGAAAAUAACGGAUAUGGCAUGUGGACGCCUUUAGAAAACGCCAGCGCCGAUGCUGAGUUCUUCCGUAGAGGCAAUCAGGUUCCUGGAAUCAGAGUCGGCCACGGCUCAACAUUUGCAAUCCUUUCCGCCAUGCAGUAUGCUAGAGCUUAUGCCUUGGACAACGGCCCUAUCAUUCUGCAAAUAGAUACACAUAGGCUUUGUACUCACUCAACCGCAGAUACAAAAGAUUACUACCGGAAAAAUGGUGAAAUACAAUCUGCAAAGGCAAACGACUGUGCUGUCGAAAUAAGAAACAAGCUAUUGCAAUUCUACUCAGAAACUCAGCUCGAAAUAAUGCAGCAAGACGCCCAUGACGAAGUCUCAAAGGCUACACAACUUGCAAAAAAUAGCGCCCAUACUCCUCAAGAACAGCUAUUCAAGGACAUUCUACUUUAG
This is a messenger RNA of Ordospora pajunii, 1047 nucleotides long. Its product is annotated as dehydrogenase E1. The record is from RefSeq and is a predicted model, not a curated record. Lineage: Eukaryota; Fungi; Microsporidia; Ordosporidae. The coding region runs from base 1 to 1047 and encodes 348 amino acids. Gene Ontology annotation, biological process: pyruvate decarboxylation to acetyl-CoA. Gene Ontology annotation, molecular function: pyruvate dehydrogenase (acetyl-transferring) activity. The transcript has a single exon.